UCAAAAUCACGAGACAAUAGGCAAAAUGUUUGUAAUCAUCUUUACGGCUUCACGCUACGUCAACAUGCGAAAGAACAACGCGCCAAUCCUUCAACCGCCCUUUAAAUCGGUCGUUUAUUUCCUCGACCACUCGUUUUGCUUCUCUCUCGCCCUCUCUCUCUCACCCAAUUUUAUCGAACACCUUGAGGGAGCUCACCGUCUCCAGUCACUCCAUCAAAUCCACAGCAGGCAUGCUCAUCCAAGCUCUCAGCUGGAGCUCCUCUCCAGUUCCCCUCUCUUUCCUUUGCAACAGCGGCCGGAACUGCGGAUUGUCGCCGUUCCGAUUGUUCAACGUUAGGGGAGUGAAUGCAGUGGCGGGUGCCUAUUUUGUGCGGAAAAGGAAUGUCCGAAGGAGGAUUUUGGCGUUCGAGCAGAGUCAGUCGAAUGCUGGUGGGCAGAGGAAGAGAGAUGUUGUGGAGCACAUAUGUUUGCUAAAAGCUAAGGAUAACCUAACUGAUGAGGAAGAGAAGGAUAUGCUGGAUUAUCUGUAUACAUCCCAGUAUCGAAUGGGUGGCAUUGUUGCAAUAUCAUUGGGACGUAUCGAUGAUUAUAAUCCUGAAAGAUACACGCAUGCUGUUUUUAUGCGUUUCCAGAGGAAGGGGGACCUGUUAAAGUUCUACGAGAACCCUUUCUAUUUGGGAGUUCUUCAGAAGCAUGUGAUCCCAUACUGCCAUGAACUACUUAAUGUUGAUUACGAGUCUGAAGUAGAUGACGAUAUCCUGUCUAUAUUUAGGAAAGGAGAGGAGUUCAAUUAUGGUGAGGAAUUUGUUUUGUUGGUCGAGUUAAAGGAUGAUGCGCUUGGUGAACUUGCAGAAGAUGCACUAUUUUCUCUGCAUAGAAUAGCCAUGGAGUCACCAUCCUUGAUAGUACAAGUUUCUCAAGGGUUGAAUUUCAAUUCCACCAGUAAUAUGGAGUACACACACGGCGUUGUGAUAAGAUUCCGUUCAAUUGAAGCCUUCCGAAUAUUUGUUGGGAGUACAAAGUACAAGCAUAUCUGGAGCUCCAAAUUCCUGCCAAUCACUCGGAAAACACUUUUCAUUCAUUUCUCGAUUGAUCCUGUGGGGACGGAACUUAUGUAACUUGGAGUAAUUAAAAGAAAAUUGCAGAGUCAUUCCUUAUCGUUUAAAACGGUGAACUUUGAAGGCAAAUGCUCCUGCUCCAGUUUCCAUGUUACUACUGGGCCGGAGCUAUUCCACUUCCCUAAAAGAAAGCAUCCAGGUGAGCACACUGCCUCUACCUUUUUCUUUUAGCCCCGUAUUUUAUCCUUCAACGGGCUUCUUUGUGGCGUAUUUGUGCAAAUUCACUUGCUAUUAGUUAGGCCUACCUAUGGUGUCUCAAUGCUUUUCACCCUUAUAAUUCUUAUAUGUACAUCCUUUUCUGUUGCCUCAACCUUAAGCAUUGAGUGUAUUUUGAUGUUCUUCUUUAUGAAGAACUGCUCUCACCGUGGGGCUUUCUGUCUCCGUUUCCGUAAUUUUAUGAAAUGAGGGUCAAGACCUGCCAACUUGGGGUCACAUUCUAAAAGAUUUUGAUGGAGAAAAUGGUGUUGCGUACACGGAUAUUUUUUUCCUUUGUCUUUUGUGCAGCUCUCUAAAUCCUCUUUUCUGAUUGGACCCAAAUUUGAUUUGACAAUCCAAUGGAUGUCUUCAUCCAUUUGCACGAAUAUGCAGCACAAGAGACUAGUAGACAUUCACAGUCAUUGGCAGCCUGAUGCGAUGCCUCUCUUCGUAUUAUAUUAAUUCUUUUCCACAUGCUGACAAGGAAAAUUUGUCAGCUGGAAAUUGGAAGUUGCAUCUGUUCAACCUUUCCAUUCCAAUUAUUCUGCUGACCAUGAAAUUUAACACUCUUCAAUACAUCCGAAUUUUUUCUUUCACUGCUGGAAUGAGCACAAUGAGCUCUGACGUUCGGUAACUUUACAAAAAUAUCGUGUCUUCUGUUCUUAGAUGAAAUUUGGUAAUAGAAAAGAAGGUGGCACCCCACCUUCUGGCUACUAGCAAUAUGAGAUAGUACAGUAAACUCAGUUUCUAUUGUUGUUAAGUGCUUAGGUUUGACUUUGUUAGCUGAUUGAGUACUUUAAUGGCUAACACAUGCAUGUCUAUGACUCAAGUUGGUUAGCCAUGUGUUCUAAUUUGAGUCCACCUCCUCUUUCUCUGUUCUUUUUUCCUUUCACAAACUUGUAUGCCCUGACCUUUAUCAUGUUUCGAUCUUUUUGCUGCCUAUAUGUUUUCGGAAGACAAUACUUUUGUAGGUAUUAGCAUGACAAGAAUGUCAAUCAUUGUUUGUGUUGGAUCAUAUGCAGCCCUUCUGAAGUAAGGACUCGGGCGGCUAGUUACAACCGGUUUUAGCUGCAUAUAGCGCUUUACUAUCCCCGCUUGGUACAGUUGCAAGUUUCUAGUAAAAUACACACACUUUCAUUCCUUUUCAAAAGUGUAUCUAUCAAACAAUAUACAUCACUACCUGAAGAAGUAUACAAAUGCAGAGAAAAGAUAGCUGUUAUCUGCAAAACUUUGUAUGACCAAGAACACGUCUUGGAGAGAGAUUAGUUGUGAAGCAGAUUUGGUCUGCUGGGAACUUUUCUCUUGGAAACUCCAUAAACUGGGUCGAUCUCAUCUUUGUUGUUGUCUUCGAAGGCUUUUGUUAAGACUUGCUUUGCAAACUUCGGAAAGAACUUACAUUCUUCACUUGGUACAGUUGCAAGUUUCUAGUAAAAUACACACACUUACAUUCCUUUUCAAAAGUGUAUAUAUCAAGCAAUAUACAUCACGACCUGAAGAAGUGUACAAAUGCAGAGAAAAGAUAGCUAUUAUCUGCAAAACUUUGUAUGACCAAGAACACAUCUUGGAGAGAGAUUAGUUGUGAAGCGGAUUGGGUCCGUCAGGAACUUGUCUCUUGGAAAAUCCAUAAACUGUGUCGAUCUCAUCUUUGUUGUUGUCUUCGAAGGCUUUUGUUGAGACUUGCUUUGCAAUCUUCGGAAAGAACUUAGCUGUCA
Molecule: messenger RNA, 3025 nt
Organism: Rhodamnia argentea
Lineage: Eukaryota; Viridiplantae; Streptophyta; Magnoliopsida; Myrtales; Myrtaceae
Exons: 9
Coding region: 231-1118 (295 amino acids)
Source: RefSeq, a predicted model, not a curated record